AUGGACACGCAUGCCUACAGAGACGUAGGAGGAGUUUGGAUGCACAAGUUCUUCCACGAGGACAACAUUCGAGCAUCCAUGCAAUUUUUGCCGCGCCCGGAUGACGUCAUCGUUGCUACGUUUCCCAAGUGCGGUACGAAGUGGAUGCAGUAUAUUGUGUGCAGCAUACUGACAAGCGGUACCCCACCGUCCAGCCCCGCGGAAUUCAUGCUAGCUUCUCCCUACCUCGAGAUGAUGGGCAUUGACGCCGCGCAGAGGACACCCAAACCAUUGGCACUGAUGACCCAUCUGCCAUUCGACAAGCUGACGUUCUCGGAGCAAGCCAAGUACAUAUACGUCGCAAGGAACCCGUAUGAUUGCUGCCUGUCGUUUUAUUAUUUCGCCAAGGGCUUGACCCCUAAGGCUUGCGAAGACGUUUCAUUCGAAAAAUUUCUGCAAAUGUUCCUGAAAGGGAAGACAUUCUACGGGGACUACUUCGAUCACCUGCUGUCCUGGUACAAUCGCAGACACCUGAGCAACUUGCUCUUCCUCACCUACGAAGACCUAAAGAAAGACACGAGGUCGUCGGUGCUCCGCGUGGCGGACUUCCUGGGGACGCAACACGGACAGCUCCUGAAGAGUAACAAUGCCAUCUUGCAGAAAGUAAUGCAGGCCUGUUCCCUGCAGAACAUGAAGGGAGUGUUCGGAGGUAAGCCCCGGUCUGGCAUCAAAGAUAUCUUGGCAUUGGCGCCGGAGGAGCAGCAAGAGCAGGUCCAGAGGAUGAAGGCCAGGAUUGCAGAAAAGACGGCCGGUAGUGACAUCAUGCACCUGUGGGGAGACAUCGAACUGCCGUAUUAG
Rhipicephalus sanguineus (brown dog tick) is the source of this 837-nucleotide messenger RNA. Its product is annotated as sulfotransferase 2B1. Gene Ontology annotation, cellular component: cytoplasm. Gene Ontology annotation, molecular function: sulfotransferase activity. Gene Ontology annotation, biological process: sulfation. The transcript has 2 exons. The record is from RefSeq and is a predicted model, not a curated record. Lineage: Eukaryota; Metazoa; Arthropoda; Arachnida; Ixodida; Ixodidae. Bases 1 to 837 code for a protein of 278 amino acids.